This is a messenger RNA of Diorhabda sublineata, 711 nucleotides long. RefSeq names its product ER membrane protein complex subunit 4 (gene EMC4). Gene Ontology annotation, cellular component: EMC complex. The coding region runs from base 122 to 640 and encodes 172 amino acids. Gene Ontology annotation, biological process: protein folding in endoplasmic reticulum. Lineage: Eukaryota; Metazoa; Arthropoda; Insecta; Coleoptera; Chrysomelidae. The transcript is spliced from 2 exons. The record is from RefSeq and is a predicted model, not a curated record.
AUUUUGAUUGUCAAAACGAAAUAAAAGGUAGUGGCUUGUGUUAACCUAAAUUUCUUAUUUGUUUCCGUUCGCAAUUAAUAUAUAAUUAUUAAAUUAUACGAUAAUUACUACACAAUUAAUUAUGUCGAAUAAAUCACAAAAUCGACGUACGAAAUGGAGUCUCGAUUCUAUAAGAAUUACACGUGUAUCUACGGAGCCUAUAGCCUCACCGCCAGGCUAUAGCGCUGCCAUGAUCGGAUCUAAUAGCGAAGUUUCAAAAAAAACCGACGUAUCUCGUUUAAUAACAAAAAAAUCUUGGGACUUGGCGUUAGGUCCUAUGAAACAAGUACCAAUGAAUCUUUUUAUAAUGUAUAUGGCCGGUAAUUCCAUAUCUAUUUUUCCUAUAAUGAUGGUAGGUAUGCUGUUGAUGAGACCUUUGCAAGCAAUUUGGUCUACCAAGGCGACAUUUAAAAUGAUGGAAACCUCGAACGCUAUUUUACAAAUGAUCGUUUAUGUCUUGGGGAAUUUCGUGAAUAUAGGUUUGGCUUUGUAUAAAUGUCACAGUAUGGGAUUAUUACCUACUUACGCUAGCGAUUGGUUGGCUUUUGUGGAACCACCAAUUCGGCUCGAGUAUUUAGGUGGAGGAAUAAAAUUGUGUUAAUAUCAAAAUACUUUUUAUUUAUAAUAAAAUUUAGGUCUUACAAAUUAAUAAAACUAUAAAAAACAAAACUA